This is a messenger RNA of Brassica napus (rape), 1696 nucleotides long. RefSeq names its product SEC14 cytosolic factor. Bases 437 to 1438 code for a protein of 333 amino acids. The transcript has 11 exons. The record is from RefSeq and is a predicted model, not a curated record. NCBI's taxonomy places the organism in Eukaryota, Viridiplantae, Streptophyta, Magnoliopsida, Brassicales, Brassicaceae.
AACUGCAUAUACCGCUUACAAAUAACGUUCCCUUAUUUCAAAGUUUGAAUCUUUCUCUCAUUUGUUCCGUUAGUUCAUUGAAAAAAGCUCUAGACUUUAAUUAAGACAAGAUAGGAUUUUGAUUAUUCAAACAUAACCAACAGAGACGGAAAGAAAUCUGAAGCUCUUCUUUAAAUUUUGGUUUAGACUUUUAGAACAUUUGGAGGUGAUAUUACGACAAGUCUAUGUCAAAGUAGUUCCUAUGUUAAAGACAAUGAGUUAAUUUCUGUCGGGGGUGUUUUGCUGUCUCUCCUACCACCACCUCGUUCACCUUUAAUGAUGGACUAACUAAUAGUAGUUCGGUGCAACGUGACAAGAGGAGAAAAAAAAAGAGAGUCGAUCUUGGAAUUUUACUCUCUUAUUCUUCUUCUAGGAAACUCUGUUCAGAGGAAGAACAAUGGGGAUCGUCUCGGAACAAGCCGUUGAUGAAUUCCAGGAGCUCAUAGAUAAAGUUGAGGAGCCAUUGAAGACAACAUUUAAGAAUGUCCAUCAGGGAUACCUGAGGGAGACUUUGAUUCGUUUUCUAAAAGCACGAGAUUGGAACUUAAUAAAAGCUCAUACAAUGCUGGUUGAAUGUUUGCGUUGGAGGGUGGAUAAUCAAAUUGACAGUAUCUUAUCCAAACCUAUUGUUCCUAGUGAGCUGUACAGGGACGUACGUGAUUCUCAGCUCAUAGGAAUGUCAGGUUACACCAGAGAGGGCUUGCCUGUGUUUGCUAUUGGUGUUGGCCUCAGCACAUUCGACAAAGCUUCUGUUCACUACUAUGUCCAAUCACACAUCCAAAUCAAUGAAUACAGAGACCGUGUACUACUGCCGUCUGUAUCUAAGAAGAAUGGGGGGCCAAUCACCACCUGCGUCAAGGUUCUAGACAUGACAGGGUUGAAACUUUCAGCCCUCAGCCAAAUUAAGUUAGUGACGAUCAUAUCAACCAUUGAUGAUCUGAACUAUCCAGAGAAGACAAACACAUACUAUGUUGUGAACGCUCCAUAUAUAUUUUCCGCCUGUUGGAAGGUUGUAAAACCGCUUUUACAAGAGAGGACGAGGAAAAAAGUUCAUGUGUUAUCCGGUUGCGGAAAGGAUGAGUUAUUGAAGAUUAUGGACUACACAUCACUCCCACAUUUCUGUAGAAGAGGAAGCUCUGGGUCAUCUCACCAUACUCAGAGUGUAGAUUGUUUUUCUAUCGAUCAUCCUUUCCAUCAACAGCUAUACAACUAUGUCAAGCACCAUUAUGAGACCCAGGGACAAGCUGAGCCUGCAAAGCAAGGUUCUUUCCACGUGGGUUUUCCUGAGCCUGUAGCUGAACGUGUUGAGAUGGCUAAAACCAUAGAAUCAAAACUGCACAAGUUCGAGAACUGCAAUGAUCUGAGCAAGCCGGUUGAUGACAGAAAAGCCAGUUCAUGAGAACUUGGAAGAUGAUGAACCCUGAAUGCUUCUGAGGGGAUUCCUUUCAGUGGGUUCACAAUUAAGAUGUAUUUUACAGUUGAGCUAGCAAUUCAAAUGACGAAGUACUGAGCACUGUCAUCUCCAUAGCCAUGCAAAUGUAAAGUGAAGAAAAGAGAAUAAGAUGUUGAACUCAAUGUACUCCUAGAUUCAUCUAUAGUUUAUAUUUGAUCCUCUGGAUCGACAUUUGUAGCAAAUUUUAUAUGUAGUUUUGGAAAA